Symbiodinium necroappetens is the source of this 293-nucleotide messenger RNA. The record is from the annotation of a GenBank genome assembly. Lineage: Eukaryota; Dinophyceae; Suessiales; Symbiodiniaceae.
GAAAUGAGCUGGUGGAAGAUGGUGAAGACCAGGGAGGGCCCCGGAGGCAAUGGAUGGACAGAGCCUGCCGCUACUUCAUCGCCUCGGACCUAUUCAUGUCCCCUUCUGAGGAUGCCGCUCACCUUGAGAUGAGCAACGACUGGCACCGCGGUCCCCUCUCUCGGGGAAGGAUCGUCGUGCCCUCGCCGGACAACGUGUGCCAGUGUGUACAGGAAGACUGGACGGAGCAGUUCGAGCUCUUCGGUUGCGUUAUCGGCUUUGCGAUCCUCCACAAGGAGCGAAAAGAAGUCUGA